AACAGUGUUGCGGAUGGAAAACUCCGCGCAAGUGCAACAUUGUGUAGCCGAACGUGCGGCGGACAAAGGGAAGUCGCAACGUGGGAAGAAAUGUUCGGACGUCCCACUCAGUCCAACUACAGUGCUGAUUGCUGACAUGCCUCGGUCGGGCCAUCGACUGUGAAUCUGGUGCAGUAUUACUGUUUGCUCUAAUUUUGCAGUUUCUCUCGCAUUCAUGUGAAAUAGUCAUGAUCACGCCCAGUUUCGAAUUAAGUCAAGAUGGUAACUUCCUCAGUAUUAUAAUCCAUAUCCCUUAUGCAAAAAUUAAUGAAGUUGACUUGUACAUUGAUGGAGUGGACUUCAAAUUUUAUGUCAAACCUUACUUCUUAAGAUUGACUCUUCCGGGAAAGAUUGUGGAGGAUGGAAGAGAAACAGCUGCAUAUGAUGCAGAUGCAGGAAUUUUUACCAUAAAAGUUCCGAAGGAAACCCCUGAAGAGUAUUUUGAGGGAUUGGAUAUGCUGACUGCACUUCUGGCGCCAAGGGGAUCAAGAUCUGCAAAGCCUCUAGUGGAAGAACUUGGACAACCUGCUAACGCCGAAAUUGAAGAUGAAGAAUUUGAGUGGGAAAUUGAGCAAACACCCUGUGAGGAAUUCGAAAAGAAUGUUUUCAAUUCAAGCUAUUCCUAUGGUUUUGGAAAUCUACGAUCAGGAGUCUUCAGAAGAUUACAGAAUGAGCUCAGCGAUGUGAUUGACCUGAAGGAACCUGAUAGCACAACUCCAGUGGAACGUCGGCAGAGACGUCUGGCUGCUGAAGAGGCCAAGUUUGACUCUGACCAUUAUCUUGCUGAUCUCUUUGAAGAUGAUGCCAUUCAGCAUUUGCUGAAGUAUGAACCUUGGUGGCAAAACAUUCAGAGGGUAAAAGAAAAUACCAAAGAAACUCAGACUGAAGAAAAUGAUUUGACAGAUUCAAGAGGACAGUGUGUCAAAUUCUCCGAGGAUGAAAAGGAGCAGCUGCGAAAAUUUACCAACAGAAACUACCUGCUGGAUAAAAGCUCUUGUCAAAUUGCCUUCACCAGCCUGGUUGACAUACUGCUUGCCUAUGCAUAUGAAGUUCGCAGCACUGAAGGGGAAACAAAUACCGAAUCGUCAUGGAACGUCUGGAAACUCAGUGGAACGCUUUGUUGGCUUGAAACUUACCAUUCUCUUCAGGAAGUCGUCGUAUCCUUCAGCAGAAGAGUUUUGUGUUAUCCGUUUUACCGACAUUUCCACUUGGCUCUGAAAGCUAUUGAGGAUGCAGUCUUAAUACUUCUGUUGGGUAAGUCUGCUGUUUUGAAAUGUUUGCUGGCCAUCCACAAAAUCUUCAGGGAGAGUGACCCUGCUUACCUCUUCAAUGAUCUUUACAUCACAGACUACUGCAUCUGGAUCCAGAAAGUGAAGUCAAAGAAGCUUGCUUCGUUGGCUAAAUCGCUACAGAAUGUAGAAGUCACAAAGAGUGAUUUGGGCUUUGAACUAAGGGAACUGGAGGAAGCAGCAUUAUUAGUUCAACAGGAAGAAAGUAAGAUCAAACAAGGGAAGAAUGACCCGCAACCAAUUCAAUCAGAAAGUGAUUCAGAGGAUGAUGAGGACUCCACCAGCUCAUCCUCAGAUACAGGAGAAUCUGAUUCGUGUGAAAGUGAUUCGUCUAACCAGAGCAGUUCUGAAGGAACGUGGAAAAACGGAUUGCUUCUUGGAAAAGAGGCUGACUAUGUAACUGAUAUAGAAGUUAAGGAGCCUUUGAUCAAAUUGAGUUGUGGCAAAGAAGCUGAACACAUGGCGGACACGCAGUAUCCAGACAAAUGUGCUUUGAGGGAAGAUCCCACUGCUAAAUCACCCCCGAGAAGAUUGAUAGAAGAACUUGCAGAUCAGUUGCAGUCAGUGGGGCUCUCGGAGCACUGUGAAAAAUCUGCUAUUGAGAAUUCUAAUGCUUCAGAGCACAAGCAAACAAGCCAGCCUGUUCAGAGCUUGGCACAGGACCAGCGUUCACAGACGACCUCACAGCAGACUUUCUUAGAGGUGUCUCCUGAGAGGAAUUGCCUGCUGCUCGUUGCAGGUCCUGAUAAUACAGAGGAUUUUACAAACCUGGCCUGAGUCCAGGUUGCAUGCUAGAAAAAAUAAACUGAUUUACAUGUGUAAGCAUCUGAUAUUAGUUAAUGUACUUGCUAAAUCACUUCAGAACAGCAGAAUAUGCAGCUAAAGCUUUGAGGUUUUCUCUUAUUUUACUAGAUUUAUCUGUACAUAAGCAUCUUAUUCUAGUAUUAAAACAAAACUUGUAAUUGCUGUCUCCAAUGUGUGUUGUGAUGACAAAUCAUUGCACUGUUAAGUUUACCUCUUGUUAUUUAACUUGUGAGACUGAUAUGGGUCGGACCAUUUGUAUUUAAUUCCAACUUACUGCUUUUACUAGCCACAUUAAAUAACAGCAGCAUGCUGAAAAAUUAAUGAAGUGACAGGGAGUGACAGAAUGUGGUUUUGCAUCUUGGCAUCCCCCUGGGCUUGCACUAGUUGUCCCUUGAGGGAUGUGUCUUGUAAAUGGAUCAUCUGCUUCUUUUCGCUGUAAUGUGAGGAAAGGAGAACUUAAAGGGAAGCAGAAAUAAUUAAUAAGUUGUGGGAUGAGAAAAAUGGUAGGUGGAAUUGCAGAGCGCUGAAUCCACUUGUGCUAAUAGUGUCAAUCAAAUGUGGGCGUUGAAAAGGAUGGAGUGCUUAUUAAAGCUGAAGUCAAAGAAGACUUUGACCUGGAAAGCUCUAAUUGAAGAGGAUGGAAGAGAGCUGACAGGUUGAACUGGAGCCCUUUGAAUUCAACUGAAUUUUAAUAACUGAAACUGCUUUGUGGAUAAAAAUCUGAACUACUAACUGACAGGGAAAUAAAUUACACAGAAAGUCUU
Mobula hypostoma (lesser devil ray) is the source of this 2896-nucleotide messenger RNA. RefSeq names its product SHQ1, H/ACA ribonucleoprotein assembly factor (gene shq1). Gene Ontology annotation, biological process: box H/ACA snoRNP assembly. Bases 228 to 2105 code for a protein of 625 amino acids. The transcript has 12 exons. Gene Ontology annotation, cellular component: nucleoplasm; cytoplasm. Lineage: Eukaryota; Metazoa; Chordata; Chondrichthyes; Myliobatiformes; Myliobatidae. The record is from RefSeq and is a predicted model, not a curated record.